AAAUAAAUAAUGAUUUAUUGCAAUUUGCAACGUCAACCCAGCUGACAGGUGGGCCACACAAAAAAUUAAAAAAUGGUUCCAAAAAUGUAUAAAUCCGAAAAACAUUAACGUAAAAAAAUGAUAUUACCUUAAAUAAUUAAGUUGUUUUUUCUUUUAUUCGGGAACACAUACAUUUACCUAGACGCAAAAAUGGCAAGUUGUUGUACGUGCAGUGGCGCCAGCAGCGGUGUGAAAUCCAGUUUACCACUAAUAUGCCUUGUACCACGCGACGACGCGCGCUUGCCCGACCAGGCCGCGGCGGGAAAGCCCCGGCCCGCUUCCGCCGGUACCGUCGCCCAGAGUGACUUCCAACUUCUCGACGAAGAGUACAUUAAGAAGCACUUUAAACUGCCGCAGAGGUCACUGUACCUUGACCCGUUCAGGCGUCCUCUUAUCACAUUUCCUAUGACCCAAGAGGACUCGAAACACUUCAAUUUAGCGCGUAAAUAUAAAACAAACCAACAAAUCCUAGACGGCUACUUGGACCCAAGCGAGGCUAUAUCAGCGCCCAGUGUGUUUCCGUAUGCGAAAUCCGAAAGUGAAAAACGCAAAGAGAAUGAGGACGAUGAAGAAAUCAUUUACAUUCUUCAGCUACCAGAUUGGGAAUUCAAGUGUCCUGUGCACAACCAAACUAUCAGGACGCCGAGGUUUAUAUGGCACUCGUGCAAGAAACCAAAGAAAGAAAAAGGAGGUGAGCCGAAACGUGGCGGUGGACCUUUGAACAAACCGAAACCUUGGCUACUAAGCAGACACACAGAUUUCGAUUUACUAUCUCAGUGGUAGUGUGACUAGAUGUUGCAAUUAAACACAUAAUUUUAAUGAAAAAACAACUCCGUUGCAAAAGUAAUAGUUUGUCAUAUUAAAAAAUUGAAACCUG
Molecule: messenger RNA, 916 nt
Organism: Manduca sexta (tobacco hornworm)
Lineage: Eukaryota; Metazoa; Arthropoda; Insecta; Lepidoptera; Sphingidae
Exons: 5
Coding region: 190-822 (210 amino acids)
Source: RefSeq, a predicted model, not a curated record